GGAGCAAAAAUCCCGAGAAUUAAAAUUAAUUCCAGCGAUUUAAUUGUCGGCUAAUUUAUAUUUGCACCGGAAGUUUCACGUUGCAGCAUGCAUCAAUUACCCUUCAUCUUGUGCUUGAUGAUGAUUUCGCUCGCCGCGGCCAAUGGACCCACGGCCGCCAACAGAAAUAGAGGCUACAUUUUUACGGCACCGAAACGGCUAAUCGCAGGAGAGACAGAAAAGGUAUGUCUUUCUCUCCAUAAUUUGGAAGCACCAGUUCAUAUAAAAGUUGAUUUAUUGUCUUCGUCGAGUUUACCAAGUAGCGUCACGCCAUCAACCAACGUCGAGGAUGACAUUCUCGGCAGCACCGAGACGACUCUUAAAACCGGAAUUGAAACUUGUUUGGAAUUACGAGUGACAAGUAGUACAAAAUAUCGCGUUGGAAGAUUGAAAUUGCGUAUGAAAUUUGAUAAGCACUCGGAUUAUAUUGUGGAUACAGAAAAAAAAGUUUUCAUCGAAUAUGAUGCCUUGAUCACUUUCGUAGAAACAGAUAAGGCCAUUUAUAAACCUGGCCAAGAUGUCAAUAUUAGGGUGUUAACGCUUAAGCACGAUCUGAGGCCUUGGAUAAAGCCGAUAUCUAAAGUAUGGAUCGAAAAUCCAUCAGAAGUACGCAUAGCUCAAUGGACAAAUGUAUCUACAGAAAAUGGAAUGGCCCAACUUUCAUUUCCCUUAUCAUCGGAACCAAUCUCCGGAAUAUGGAGAAUUAAAGUCGAAAAAAUGCGAUCCCAAUUAAUUCAUACUUCAACUUUUGAAGUAAGAAAAUAUGUUCUUCCACGAUUUCAAGUAACGAUUAAUGCUCCGAAUUAUAUUCUUGCAGAUGCCAAAAAUGCCACUUGGAAAGUUUGUGUCAGAUACAGUUAUGGCGAACCAGUGAAAGGAACACUUUUACUGAGCUUACGCCCACAAACAUCGAUAUGGAAAAGAAAACAGACCAUUGCCGAAAUUAAGUUUGAAGAAAAGUUUGAUGCCUCAUCAGACGGAUGUAUGAAUUAUACGGUAAGCGCUCAAGUUCUUGGACUACCGCACUGGAAGGUCGCACCUAAUAAUGUAAUCUUGCUGGUUAAUUUCACGGAAGCCAAAAGCGGAGUUGUUGAAACGGCUAGUAGUCGUACUCUUGUUAUGCAUCAGCCUCUUAAACUUGAGUUUGCCCCGCACACUCCGAAAUAUUUUAAACCUGGCCUCCCUUAUCACGGCAAGUUACGAGUUUUACAUCCUGAUGCUUCGAAUCCCGCGCCAAAUGAAAAAAUUCAAUUGUGUUUAAGAAUUCGUCGUAAGGAUGAGUGGCAACGUUCAGUUGUUGAAUGUCGUAAUUACACCUCCUCGAACAUUGAUGGAUAUUUAGAUUUUAUUGUGCCACCGCAGCAUAAAAAUAUUGUCCUUCUGAGUUUCGUAGCUACAGCGGUUGAUUAUCCCACCAAGUAUUAUUCACCUGAUAAACGCUGGCGGGUAUUUCUGGAUCAGCCAUCGGCCUAUAUAGACGUAGAGCCAUGGUACUCACCAUCCUCGAGCUAUUUGUCAGUAACACGGACCUAUCAGCCGAUUGUUUGUGGAGAAAAAUACUCCUUUAAUGUCAUGUACACUAAUGGUAAUAUGAAUUCCGAAGAUACAGAUCCCAUAACUUUUCACUAUUCCAUAAACUCCAAGGGUGAUCUCUUGGUUUUUGGUCAUAUCAAGUACAAGCCACACAAAGACACGAUUCUCGAUUAUUCUGAAUUUCGUAAUCUUCUUGGUGCAACCAAUCAGUCGAAUGUCGGCAGUAUGAAUCCUACGGUACACAGGUUUCCCUUGAGUGUAAAGAUAACGGCAAGUAUGGCUCCCAUCUCGGAACUCUUGCUUUACUACGUACGUCUGGACGGCGAGGUAGUGACUGCGAGUCAGGGUAUCCAAAUUGGCCAGUGUUUUGAGAACAAAGUGAGGAUGGCGUGGAACAUGGACAGUCAAAGUCCCGGUUCGCUAGCUCAUUUGCAGUUAGAAGCAGCCCCCCGAUCUCUUUGUGGUCUCUCCGCUGUGGAUAAGUCCACGAAAUUCCUCGGGACAGGCCAAGCCGCUCUCUCGGAGUCCAAUAAACUCAAUCCCGAGAACGCUUUCGCUAGGCUCGUACCUUUUCACCUACCACCCGAGGCUCUCCCCGUUCAGAGUACCUGGACUCAUUGCGAUAAAUUUCAAAGUCCGGAGGAGGGUAUCGAGAGAAUCGAGGAACCUGAGGAAGAGAUGGAUCAUUUACCAGGACCCGAGGCUUCUGCGAUGCGCAACAAACGUCACUCAGUUACCUAUAAUGCUUGUGCCAAUUACGUUGAUGCUAUCCAAGCUUUCGAUGACUUUGGUACUAUUGUAAUGAGUGAUCUGACACUGGAGUCUCGUCCAUGUCCACCUUGGCGCUCGAGCUUCGGUCGACAUUCUCUGAGUCCGAUCUCCCAGGAGGACAUCGAUGAGCCAGACAGAAUGCUCAAGGCCGUGAAGGCCAUGCCCUUAGCUUUCCAGUUCACCGCACCUGGAGGUACCGUUGCUGAGAGCUCCGCAAUCGGUCAGGACGUGAGCUACAUAGAUCCAGCCAUGCUUGAACUACAAACUACUAACGUCGUUAGGUCUUAUUUUCCGGAGACGUGGAUAUGGGAGCUCGUAUCAAUCGGAGAGGACGGCAGAGCUAACCUCGAGCGCCAACUACCACACGCAGUGACAGAGUGGGUGACCGGAGCCGUUUGUCUCUCAACUGGGCACGGACUUGGUAUUGCACCUCCGGCCAAACUUACAGCCUUUCAACCAUUUUUUCUUGAUUUUGGCUUGCCCCUGAGUAUCAAGCGCGGCGAGCAACUGCAUCUCAAAGUUUUACUCUUCAGCUACGUGGAUCAUAGCUUGCCAGUAUUAUUGCGACUGCAAGCGCCGGAUGGCCUCGAGCUUGAUCUCGAUCGCUCGCCAGAAAUUCAACUUUGUCUCGGGCCUAAGGAUAGUGCUGUGCAUGAAUAUCCGUUACUGCCGAGGCGUCUCGGCCAGCUGAACAUCAGUGUUAUUGCAGAACUUAACCCGGGCGCGGAAGACUGCGGUCCUCAAACGCUUCUCUACACAAGGGACGAAGUUUUAAAGCCAAUACUGGUAAAGGCUGAGGGCUUUCCGAUCGAGAUUAGCAGGUCGGCCUUCUUAUGCCCGAUGGACUUUGGUGAGGACUCCUCCCUGGUCUGGGAGCUCGAAUUACCGAACGCUGAGUCUGAAGAAGAACAGCUCGUUGAAGGCAGUAUCAGGGCACAUGUGUCCCUCAUCGGUGAUGUUCUGGGUCCAGCGAUCGACAAUUUGGACCGGCUCGUUCGAUUGCCAAUGGGCUGUGGUGAACAAAAUAUGAUACUCUUCGUACCCAACAUCCAUGCAAUUGCUUACCUUGAUGCAAUCAAUCGCCACACUGCCUCUGAGAUGAGAACAAGGGCUCUUAAAAAUAUGCAGAAAGGCUACGAAAGAGAACUGAACUAUCGACAUCCAGACGGCUCGUACUCGGCUUUCGGAGUGGCAGACGAGACCGGAAGUGGUUCCAUGUGGCUCACUGCCUUUGUCGUGAAAUCUUUCGCUCAAGCUCGGUCGAUGAUCCAAAUCGAUGAACGCGACCUGAAACUUUCGGUGAAGUGGAUUGUGCGGCGGCAAUUGGAAAAUGGCUGCUUUCCCGUAAUCGGACAGGUUUUCCACAAGGACAUGAAGGGCGGCUUACGCGAGGAAGAUGGCUCAUCCUCAGCGUUAACAGCCUAUGUACUCGUGGCCCUCCUAGAAUCCGGUGUUCCAUUAAGCGCCGCCCUUGUCAACAACGCUCUCUACUGUCUAGAGAAAGCCAGCGCCUCGGAUCAGCUGGCCGAUAGUCCCUAUGCAGGCGCCCUUACGACUUACGCUCUUGCGCUUCUCGAGCACCCGCGAGCCAACGAAAGUUUACGCAGUCUUUUGAACCGCGCCUCGCGUCUCAAUGAUGCGAUCUGGUGGGAAGAUCGCAGUAGGCCAGAUUCACUUGCCCUCAAUAUUGAGACGACGGCCUAUGCGGUGUUGUCGCUGGUGAAGCUCGGUGGUGAAGCAAACAUAAUGGAAGCCCUCCGAGCCGUCCGCUGGAUGUCCAAGAAGCGCAAUGCCCAAGGCGGUUUCAGUUCGACCCAAGAUACAGUCGUCGGAUUAGAAGCACUGGCCAAGUACGCACUCGCAGUUGUCAAUGCAACGACAACAAAUCUCUUUGUUCUCGUGACAGCGACGGACUUUGAUCGCGUGCUCAACAUUGGCGAAGAUAAUCGCACCUUGCUGAGUCGCUUUGAGCUUCCAAGUUUGCCUACCACCCUCGAGCUCUUUGCUGGUGGCGUAGGCUGCCUUUUGGUGCAGAGCAACCUUAGGUACAAUAAAGUAAAGGCCUCGGGAUCGGAGGCAUUCGACCUCUUAACGAGUUCGGAGAGCAUUUCGACACAAGAGCUGGAAACACUUAAUGAUACCUGUUCAGUACAGCGAUUGAAUAUCUGUGCUCGUUACAAACUGGCAGACGAAGAGAGCAACAUGGCCGUGCUGGAAAUCGGCAUGAUCAGCGGUUUCGUUCCAGAUCGAAUAUCUUUGCACAACUUGUUGUAUGAACCCUCGACCGGUGUGAAACGAUUUGAAGAAAAUGAUGACACGGUAGCCAUUUAUUUUGACAAACUUACCACGCAAAAGACAUGUAUUUCUUUCCAGGCAAAUCGUGAAAAUAUCGUUGAUAACAUCGAACCUGGAUAUAUUAAACUUUAUGAUUAUUAUCAACAAGAACUUACAGUUUCCACGAGUUAUACAUUCAUGAACGUAUGUGAUUAUAAGAACGAAAAAUCUGAUAUUAAUGGAUUGUUGACAAAAAAAAUGCAACAGAAAGACAAUCGUCAGCCGAACGAUCGGAUAUCUAUUGAUGAAAACCCACCACAAAUUGAGAAUAUAACAAGAGAAAAAAAAAUUGAUUCCUCCAUUUUUAAACAACUGUCAAUAAAUAUUACUGUAGAACCUACCAUUAUAGAUUAUAUAGAGGAAAGUAGCGGCGAAUCGGAAAGUAAACUUAUCUUGCCCGAAACGAUUUUACCAAAUUUUGAUGUGCUUGAAUCAACAUUUGUGAACAUCGACCACGAACUUGAAACUCCAAAUGGAAUCGAAGGUCCUGUUCCAGCCUACAUCGAUAUAUCUUCUCCGACAACUGAAAUAAAUGACAAAUCCCUAUCACAUAUCAUAUCAAGUAUUAAUAAUUUUUCAAUAACACAGGAUGUACCGGAUGAAGCAAAGAGUCAGUCGAGGUGCCCAAGAUGCAAGGAAGAACUGCCAUUCGACAUUAAAGAGCUCUUCUGCUCUUCGAAAAGUGCUGUCAAGGCAGUUAUUAGGCAGUCGCGAAAGGCUCGCUUAAUUUUAGAUUUAAGCUCAUCUAAUGAGGCAAGAAGACUUCGCUCUACAAUUGAACUGAACAUCAGACCCGAAUGCUCGUGUGUACUGCUCGACAGACCGGGAAUUAUGGUCUUAUUGCUGAGCUCCGACGAGAAUCGCGAUUUCUCGAAAACAGUCUAUAAGGCUAAAGCAUAUCUGGACAACAGUAACUCCUUGUUUUUGCUUAUGCCUGUUGUUGGAACCCCACGUGAGAUUAAGGAAGCUCGACUCUCAUGUCCAAUAACAUUAAAGACGUAAAAAUUAUCUAAGAAAGAGACUGGCACUAUAGUAACAUUUAUAUCGUUAAUUGAUUAUCAACCCGAAUUAUGGAGCACAAUCAUUUGUAACCACCAUUUUUAUUUAUACACUUUUAAACUGUUAAUUUUUCUACAUCUCUAUCAUCAACUUCUAAAGAGCAAUCAACUGACAAGUAUCUGCUAAUGCCGAAUAGCAUAUAGUAAAUAAUUCAUAAACCUAUGAACAUUUUAUAUUCUUAUUGUGUAUAUUAAUUAUUUUAACAAUUAAACUUAAUGAUUAUAUGACUGCUGUUUAUUGGGUUGAUAUUUUAGCAGACAAAAUAAGUAAUGCAAUUUUUUGUAACAAUGUUAUUAACAAAUGAAAAA
Molecule: messenger RNA, 6044 nt
Organism: Ceratosolen solmsi marchali
Lineage: Eukaryota; Metazoa; Arthropoda; Insecta; Hymenoptera; Agaonidae
Product: alpha-2-macroglobulin
Exons: 24
Coding region: 88-5679 (1863 amino acids)
Cellular component (GO): extracellular region
Molecular function (GO): endopeptidase inhibitor activity
Source: RefSeq, a predicted model, not a curated record